GGCGCGAGACACUACCGUGUCUCUUGAUAGAUGUAAACCACUAUUAUCUUCAUAUAAUUCUAUAUUUAGUACAUAUUACAACUGGAUAUCUGCGGGUUAUAAAGAAAGUAAUAUAUAUAAAGAAGAAAAGGAAAUUUAUACAGAUUAUGAUACGAGUAAUAAAUGCCUGCAAAUGACUAAAAAUACGAUUUGGUUUUGUGGACAUUAUUUUCUUGCUUAUAAUCGCGCAAAGAACGGUACCAUUAAAAAGGAUGAAAAGAUUGUGGGAAAUAAUAACACCUUUAUUAAAUCUAUUGCUGUUUGCGACGAUUAUAUUAUAAGUGGCGACGUAUAUGGUAUUAUUAAACACUGGAGAAUUGAAUCAAAAAAGAAUAAAAGAAAUGAUCUUAAAUAUUCAGUAAUACAUAAUGUACAUAAAGAAAUUGAUGUCAUAGACGCAACAUCACAACACAUUAUAAUUGGUUCUGAUGAUUUAAUAAAGAUACUGAAAUAUACAGACGAUAAAAAUGGUUGUACGGAAGAAAAGCAAAUAUUUUGUGGAGUCGACGUGGAACAACCUGAAGACGACGAAAUUCAUAUAAAAUCAAUCUCAUUUGACCCUAUAGGAACAAAAUUUGCUGCUAGUUUCUAUGAUUAUAAUAAAUCAUCAACGUCGUUUCUAAUUUACGAUAUUGAAAAAAACAAUUUUAGUUAUCAUGUAAUGGAUGAAAAAUUUGGAGAGGAUUGUCACCAACUACUAUGGGAAGAUCCUCAAACUAUUCUCAUGUGUUUUGAGUAUUCUAUUAAAAAAAUGGACAUGAGAACAUCCGAAGUUGUACGUACAUGGGAUUCUUCAAAAUAUGGCUUAUCAAUGUGUUGCUCAUCAGAUGAUCGGUACACUUUUGUAACGGGAUUUACUAAGAUUGUUCUAUGGGAUCAGAGACAGAGUGAUGCCAUUCAAACGUAUACUAUAGAACAUGACGACGAUAAAGGUAUAUGUGCUCUAGAAUUUGAUAACACUCAUAUAUAUGUUGUUAAAAGCGAUGAUCUUUAUGAAUUGGACUUUACGGGAAGACACCACUUUGAUUGCAAAGAAAUAAAAAAGUUAUUUGGCAAUUUUUAUUAAAUAAAGCAAAAUCGGUUUAAAAUUUUUUUAUUAUAUUUUAUAUGUUUACAUAAUUUUAAUGAAAUCUAUACAAAUCGAGAACCGCCGUGCUGCUCAAGAUGCGAUCAGUCAAAGAGAUCAUUCGAUUUGUUUUAUCUCUUUUUGUUGUACACUCUCUUCACUGAAUUUUUUACAUGUAUAUAUUUACAUGUAUAUAUUACAUGUAUAUUUUAUACAUGUAUAUAUGUAUACUCUACACAUAUGUAUUAGGUGUACAACUUUGCUUCCGCCGUUUUCCAAUAGAAUGGCUUUAGCGGUAUGUGGUGGUGGAAAUAUACAGAUGUAGACGUCACAUACAAUAAGCUUGGGCAUUUGUCAACAUAACCCCAUCGAAACAUUAGUCGAUUUGUGUCCGCAUCGUAAAGUUAUUCUCGAUUGAAAAUGUCAGUUUACGAGCCAAAUUCUCGUCAUUUGCGGGAGGUUUUAAUUUUCUGCUUCAAUAUGAAGAAAUCUGCGGCUGAGGCUCAUCGAAUGCUCUCAAAUACUUAUGGCGAAACCGCUAUUAGUGAAAGAACUUGUCGUGAGUGGUUUCAACGCUUCAAGAACGGUAAUUUUGACAUCGAAGACCGGCAUGGCGGUGGAAGAGAGAAGGUUUUCAAAGAUGCAGAAUUGGAGGCAUUACUUCAUGAAGACUCGUGUCAAACGCAAGAAGAAUUGGCAGGAUCAUUGGGAGUGACUCAACAAACCAUUUCAAAACGCCUGAAAGCCAUGGGAAUGAUUCAGAAACAAGAAAUUGAGUGCCGUACGACUUGAAGCCGAGAGAUGUUGAACGGCAUUUGUUUGCUUGUGAACAGCUGCUUGAAAGGCAAAGACGGAAGGGAUUUCUGCAUCGCAUUGUGACUGGGAACGAAAAAUGUGUUUAUUACGAUAACCCCAAGCGCAGAAAAUCAUGGGGACUUUCCGGUCAUGCUCUGUAUUUGGUGGGACCAGCUCGGCGUAGUGUAUUAUGAGCUGCUAAAAACGUCUGAAACAAUCACAGGCGAUCUGUAUCGAAAGCAAUUAAUGCGUUUAAGCCGAGCAUUGAAAGACAAACGGCCGCAAUACAACGAGAGACACGAUAAAGUGAUUUUGCAGCAUGACAAUGCUCGACCCCAUGUCGCAAAGUUGGUCAAAACAUAUUUGGAAACAUUGAAAUGGGAAGUCCUACCCCACCCGCCGUAUUCUCCAGACAUUGCUCCCUCUGACUAUCACUUGUUUCGAUCAAUGGCACACGGCCUGGCUGACCAGCACUUACGUUUUUAUGAAGAAGUCAAAAUUGGAUCGAUACGUGGAUCGCCUCAAAAGAUGAGCAGUUUUUUCGACGCGGGAUUCGUACGCUGCCCGAAAGAUGGGAGAAAGUAGUGACCAGCGAUGGACAAUAUUUUGAAUCGUAAAUGUAUAACCAGUUUUUUACAAUAAAGCCUCAAAUGUCGAAAAAAAAACGGCGGAAGCAAAGUUGUAAUAUAUAAAAAAUAGAGGUUUUCUAACAGCCUAUAAGGAAAAGAGACAAAACAAUCCCAUUGUUUUUCUCUGUUUUUUCCUUAUGCCACACUUAUAUGAAAAGCUUGCAUCAGACGAGCCUGCAUGCAACUUGUUGCAGCAAUUCACAAGCGAUCUAGUAAAUUAAUAUAGCACAAAGAUUCAUAAAUGAUAAGGUCUGGCCAAGUUCCAAAAAAGACACUCC
Molecule: messenger RNA, 2807 nt
Organism: Linepithema humile (Argentine ant)
Lineage: Eukaryota; Metazoa; Arthropoda; Insecta; Hymenoptera; Formicidae
Source: RefSeq, a predicted model, not a curated record